AUGGGAAAAUAUACCUUGUUAUUGAAUGCAUGGAUAAGGAUAGCUGCAAGGUUCCAUUCCCAUUGCCCACAAACUGCACGCUUGUACUACCAUCCUCCUCCUCACUCUGAUGACCGCCACCUCUUCGACCGCGGCUCCACCGAUGUGACCACUGAUCUGAGCCAGACGGGUCAGGUUCUGGAAUUGGCCGGAAAAGCUGCACGUGAUAACAAGAAGAACAGGAUCAUCCCCAGGCAUGUGCUGCUCGCUAUGAGGAACGAUGAAGAAUUGGGGAAGCUUCUCGCCGGCGUCACCAUUGCUCACGGUGGAUUCUUACCAAACAUCAACCCAGUUUUGCUGCCAAAGAAGACUGAAAUGGCCGCCAAAGAACCCAAGUCUCCAUCGAAGACAACCAAGUCUCCAAAGAAAGCUUAG
Molecule: messenger RNA, 414 nt
Organism: Hibiscus syriacus
Lineage: Eukaryota; Viridiplantae; Streptophyta; Magnoliopsida; Malvales; Malvaceae
Product: histone H2A-like
Exons: 2
Coding region: 1-414 (137 amino acids)
Cellular component (GO): nucleosome
Molecular function (GO): DNA binding; structural constituent of chromatin; protein heterodimerization activity
Source: RefSeq, a predicted model, not a curated record